Mesorhabditis spiculigera is the source of this 618-nucleotide messenger RNA. Lineage: Eukaryota; Metazoa; Nematoda; Chromadorea; Rhabditida; Rhabditidae. The record is from the annotation of a GenBank genome assembly.
AUGACGACAUCCUUCAUCUACGAUGGCGAAAGGAAGGCGCUACAGGCGUCUGUCGAUGCAAAAACUAUUUACCAGGAAUUUCAGCUAUCGAUAGGUGAUCUGCGGCUUCGUGAUGCGCAAGGGCGACGGCAUAUAACAACGCCACGAGGCGGAUUUUCGCCUCCGUUGCGAGCAGGCUGCGAGUAUGAGAUCAUUGGCGUACAGAAGAGGCGUGGUACCCGCUUCACUUAUAACGGGAAAACCGAGACACUUUCGGGAGACGUCAAGCCAGCAAAUGUUUGUGCCGAAUUCCAGCUAGAAAAACGCGGACUACGAGUUGUUGACGGUGAUGGGAAGCUGCAUAUCGCAGCCUCCCUAACCGUAUUCGUACCCCCGCUGAAGGAAGGGGCCAACUAUGAAGUGCAGGUAGCGGGGUCGACCUCGGCUGGGCAAAGCAAUGACACGCAAAUGUCUAUCAGGAGACGUACUGCAACGGAAGGGCACCCGGCUGAUCGACCAAAAAGCCAUGAGCCGGACAAGCCAGAUUCCGACGUCCGGGCGGAAAAUGGCUUUCAGCUCAUCAUGGCGAUGGUUGUCAUUUUCAUUGUUGUUUUCCUCGCGUAUAAGAAAAUUUUCGGU